CUGUGCCGGGGCUUCCGUGGGCCCGGCCUCUCCCAUUUCGGGAGGAAAAAAGCAGGGGAAGCCCCCGGCGCCCGCCGCCUCCGGAGAGCCACGGAGCCCCCGGCUGUGCAGGCGCUGAAGACGCGCUCGGGCGGGGCCCCGGUGCGUCGUGCCUGCCGCCGGCCGCGUCCGGAGCAGCGGCCCGCGCCCGCCCGCUCGGCGCCCCGAGCCCCCCGCCCCGGGCCGUAGGGGCCCCACCCUGCGGGGCGUGGGCGACGGCCGGCCGGGGACGAGCGGAGCAGCCGUCGCGGGGCCUCGCCGCGGCCUCCAGCGCCCCAGCGCCGGGGAAUGCAGUGGCCCCCGGCCCCUGGCGCCUCUCCGUGUCUCAGCUGGGCCUCCUCGCUCGCCUGCUCCGCGGCCACGACGCUCCUAAGCCGCGCCGGCCGGGCCCCCCCCAUGGCGGCCAAGUGGUUCAAGGAGUUCCCCCUGAACCUGAAGACCGUGUCGGAGCGGGCCAGGCCCGGCGGCGGGGGAGGCGGCAAACUGCGCAAGAACUCGGAGGCGGGCGGCGCGGGGCCCGCCCCGGGCAAGGGCCGCAAGAACUCGGCGGCCGAGCUGGGGAGCGGCCGGGCUGGGGUCGGCCCCCCUAAGGACAGCCGGCUGUCCCGGGACAGCCUGCAGGGUCUGAUUCAGGCCGCGGCGGGAAAGGGCCGCAAGAACUCCCGCGCCACCGAGGAGGAGCCCCACCGGGGCGCGGCCAAGAGCUCCGGCUGCAGCACCUACAUCAACAGGCUCAUCAAGGUGGACGCUCAGGAGAAGAACGGGAAGAGCAGCUACCCCAGCGGCAGCAGUAGCGGCAGCAGUAGCAGCAGCAGCUCUUCCUCCGCGUCCUCUUCCCCUUCCUCCCUGGGCCCCGAACUGGACAAGGGCAAGAUUAUUAAGCAGCAGGACACGGUCAUUAUUUUAGAAGACUAUGCUGACCCUUAUGAUGCUAAACGGACGAAAGGUCAAAGGGAUGCAGAGAGAGUGGGGGAGAAUGAUGGUUACAUGGAACCCUAUGAUGCACAGCAGAUGAUAACAGAAAUCAGACGACGGGGUUCCAAGGACCCCCUGGUGAAGGCUCUGCAGCUGCUCGACAGCCCCUGUGAGCCGGGGGAGAACGGCACGAAGCCCGAGGCGCUGGCCAAGAGACGCAGCUCCAAGGAGCUGCUGGGAAAGCCGCCGCAGCUGUACGACACGCCCUACGAGCCGGCGGCCGAAGCGGGGCCGGAGCGGAAGGCGCGGCUGCCCCAGGACGGCCACGGCCGCCUGCCCCAGGACGACGAGAGGCCGGCGGCCGAGUACGAGCAGCCCUGGGAGUGGAAGAAGGAGCAGAUCGUGCGGGCGCUGUCGGUUCAGUUUGAAGGCUCUGAGCGACCUUCCAUCAAGGAGGAGACAGUGAGGCAACACCACCGACAGAAGAGCUGGACCCAGAAGAUCUUGAAGCCAGCCCUCUCUGACCACAGUGAGGGGGAAAGAGUGGACCCUGCCCUGCCGCUGGAGAAGCAGCCCUGGUAUCAUGGUGCCAUCACCCGCGCUGAGGCUGAGAGUCGACUGCAGCCCUGCAAAGAAGCUGGGUACCUGGUUCGAAACAGCGAGUCAGGGACCAGUAGGUACUCCAUUGCACUAAAGACUAGUCAAGGAUGUGUGCACAUCAUAGUGGCUCAGACCAAAGACAACAAGUACACCCUGAACCAGACGAGCGCUGUCUUUGACAGCAUCCCAGAAGUGGUACACUAUUAUUCCAAUGAGAAGCUGCCUUUCAAGGGGGCAGAACAUAUGACCUUGCUCUACCCUGUGCAUAGCAAGCUGCACUAAGGUUCAGCCACCAAAAGCCCCAGCGGGGCCUCUCACACCUAGGAGGGCAUCAGCACCCAACCAGUAUCUCAGGGGACAAGGCUGGACUGCACCAUAGUAUUUGGGAGGAAGCGGGACGCUUCAUUUAGGAGUCAAAAAGUCUUCGGCAUUGAAUCCAUUCCGUGACACUUGGUUACUGACCUGUCCCUUUUCUCCUUGCUAAAUAGUUCUGCAAUGAGAAACCGUAAUUUACCAGUUGUCUCCACUCUCUGGAGUAGGGUGUUCUAUUUGGGGCGUGAUGCUCAGGAAAGGUAAGUCAGGAGUCCAGGAGUAUUAAGAUUCUCCAAAAAUGUGCUAGUUGUUCCCUGGAAUACCGGGCAUCCAAACAAACCAACAAAAAAUGCACUUGGCUUUUACAUAAGACAACAAAAAAUGAUCAUGUGGACCCAAAGAGCGUGUAAUAUAGGACCCCUUCUUGGGGAAAAGCAUGAACAGUGGAAAAUAAGUAAAUAGUGGGCACUUUGGAAACAGUUAUAUUUCUCUCUCGAGGGUCCUAGUUCAGCUCCAGAGUCCAUAAAAAUUCACAGCUUUAGGGUCUGGCAAAAGGAUUGUUUUGUCAGUCAGCCUUCUAAGAAAGUUUGUGUUUUCUCAGUUUCUGUGGACUUUUCCAGCAAAUCAGUAAUGUAAGCAUAAAUAAGAAGGGUGAUGCCCCUGAUUUAAGAAUCACCAGUAUAAUUAAGCAUUGGCAGCAUUACCAUAAUUCUGAAUUACAGAAUUAAAUACACAAUGAAGAUUUCAUUUCUGAUUUUUAACGAAUCUGAAAAUUUUACAAAGUUCAACAACUGUUUUCUUAUUGGAUAAUUAUACAGAACUUCUGAUAUCUUUUGUUUCAUCUUUGUUCAUUUUAGUUAUUGGAAACAUUUUUUAAUUUCUAUCCCUAAAAUUGGAUUUGCUUUGUAUUUUAGAAUAAUUUAAAAAAACUAUAUAUAGAUAGGGAAUUCCCUGGCAGUCCAGUGGUUAGGACUCCACACUCUCACCACCCAGGGCCCGGGUUCAAUACCUGGUUGUGUAUUGAUCCCACAAGUCGUGCAAAAUAUAUAUAUAUAUAUAUAUACACACUCUAGGAUAUGAUUGUGUGAACUGGGUCUCUAAAACCUGCAAAGUUUCUCUCACGCCGUACAAAGCAGACUGGUUUGCACUGUAUAAAGAUAUUUUAAAAGACUGACAUUUUCUCUAACGGCUAUUGCUUAAAGAUAUUAAAAUAAUUUUCAUAGUAUCAUUAUCUUUAUGAUUUAUCAUGAACUUGUAUUGCCAAUGUACUUACUGUGAAAAAAAAAAAAAGUGGGAAUGGCAUACUGUGAGAAGGCUACAGUGAGUGGCUCUAUAAUUACAACUGAGCAGAUGUUUCUGUAUUCUGGGGUUUGUAAUUUGGUUCUCGAAACUGGUCCAGAUGCAAAUGUGCUGACUGUCAUCAAUGAAAAGUUAACUUUUGUAAGUAAUGUUAAAUACACAAAAAAAGUUGAUUCGGUUAAUUUUUAGGAAAACGUAUCCUUCUAGUUAUUAGUUAUCAUUUUACUAUUUUGAUUUAGAGAUUAGUUAAUAUUUACUUCUUUACUCGGUUAAAAUUGUAGCCAAAGAGUCGUGUGGUCUUUGUUUUUAAAAAUUUGAAAGGAACUUUUCCUCACUGGAUCUCAAAGAUUUUAUUAAUCAAAAAUGUUCUGUUUUUUAAGUACCGAUAGAAUUUUUUAAUGUAUUGUUUUAUGUACUAUAUCUUUAGUACAAGGUUUUUUUUUUUAAUUUUUAGCAUUCGUAGUUCCAGUUCCAUUCAACAAAUAUUUAUUAUCUUCCAUAUACAAAUCAUUCAUUCUGUUAAACAUAUUUUCAGUUCAACAUUCUAGAAAUGAAACCUUAUUUUUUACUUAAACUUAUUCUACAAAGGAAAUACAGCAGUUAUCCUAAUUUUAGUAAAUGCUGAAAGCUUUGUAAAAUUUUUCUUUGUGCACUAAAUGAUUUUUGGCCCAUACCCAGCCACUGUGAUGAAUGUAAUAAUGAAAUAACAUUUUGAAAGCAGACCUGAUACGUUAUUUAUUGAACUAUCAUAGGCUCAGUAUUGUGCUUUCUCUAUACUGUUUUUCUGUGACAGUCAUGCUGUUUUCUUUAUAUAAUUAAAAGUGGUGAUGUGGAGUUUAUAUAUAGUCCAGUUUCUUCACAAUUGUACAGGAGGUUGCAAUAAGAAGAAAUAUAGUAAAUUAGUAGAAGGGGGAGUAAGCUACUAUUUUCUUCUUAAGGUUGUGACACAAGCUGACAAAAGCCAGGGAACUCACAGCUGGGUAGUGGCACAGAGUACCAUAUGUUCUAAAAACAAUUAGGCUCAGCAGGGUUUCCCGAAUGGCUUCCUUGUUAAGCCUCCAGGGCCAGCUGAUCUGAAGCCCUGUGACAGGUCUCCUCUCUGAGCUCUAAAUGCUUGUGCGUUUUAUCAUUUUGUCUCGAUACAGGUAUUUUCCUGUGGUCUUCGUUCUUUUGAGUUCAUUCAGUCUCCCAGAAUAUUUUCUGAUUCUUUCUGGAGAGAAUAAUGUCUUCUAGCAAAUCUGCAUUCAUUCGCUUUGAAUUUUAGCACCCAUAGAGCUUCCUACAACUGUUCCUUCCCCUUUAUCACACCUCCUUUUUAAAAAAAAUGCUCUGCUCCAGGUUAAAAGAUGAGUUUAUUUCAUUGGCUUAUUUCAGACCUAUAAGAACAGAGGGUAAAGGAACAUUUCUAUUUACUUUGCUACCAUAGCUGUUUCUGUCAGGAUGGAUUUCAACCACUGGAGGUGGUGUAUUUAAAUAAAUAGCAAUAAGCAAACAUACUCCAAUAAAAAUUAAUUUAAAAAAUAAAUAAAUACCAUGGGGGAAAAAUAAAUAAGUAGGAAUAAAAUAAUGGAGAAAUGUUAAUAUAUGUACGAAAAGAUAAAUGCUGAUAUGCCUGCUCUGUCCUGGGGACGGAAGGGUCCUUUUCGUUAUCCAAAGUACUUCCUUAAGAGUCAUAUUUAAAAAGAGCCUUUAGUCUUAUCUGUUCAAAGUCUCCAUGCUUUGCCGAAUUGUUACUCAUUUAUUGGCCUCUGCAACGGGAUGGGGAGGUGGGCAGAUAAAUGCAUAGAGACAGCCAGAAGUUUUUGAGAUGGUGGGAAAAUAGUCCUGAUUUAUUAAUUGGGUCAUUUUACUGUCAUUAGUCUGUUAAUGGCCACUGUUAGUGAAAAAAUCUUAAUUCAGAACAACCGAGCAUUUGAGACAUGCUUCAAGUUGCUUUUUAAAUGAGAGUAGCCUUUCUCUUCUAUUAAAAUGUCCUUUUUUAGUCAAAGGUUAAUGGCUCAUUUUUCCUUCCGUCUAGGGGGGAUGUUUCAUUUCCCUUCUCUCCUCAUCCUUUUAAUACUUAGCGGAAUUUAUUUGAUACCUUUCUCACAGAUGUCUCAUUCAUUUGCCUCUUCUUUUCCAUAACCAGCACUAUUUUGGCCUUAUGAUCUCUCUAGAAUCACUCUUCUUUAUUGUUGUCUCCAAUUUUUGUACCCCAUUAACUUGCACUUGGAGAAACUUGGCCUGCAGUGAACCUUCAUUUAUCCUCCUUAAUUUCUGACACUAUAGAAAGAAAACGAUGGUGUGUUACUGCCAUCUAAUGGAGAGAAAGAAAACUGCAGUGGGAAAACAAAGCGCAUUUAGGGCAGGGUUUUCUGAAGGAUUUCUGAUACAGUCCUUAGCAAGAAAAUGAUGACACAGCAGUUGCCAUCUUGAAAUCUGCCCUUUCCUGCGGAAAGGGUGACUUGCAACCUAAUACAACCAUCGUCACGAGGCCCCUGGACUAUGGCUGGAUCAUGUCGUGGAGAAUCUGAAAUGUUAAUGAAUGUGCUGGCAACAGAUCAUGGAGACAAAGCAUCUCAUUUUGUCACGUUCUUAACCAUUCAGUUAUCCUGCCAGGGGGCCUUAACAUUUUAAUAUCAACUAAUACAUAGUUUUAAUUUUUGAGAAUAUUUGAAGAUUGUAUGUAAUACAGGUGCCUAUCUGUAGUGUUUAGUAAUUUAUAUUAUAUCGGAAAGAUUUUAUGAAAAUUUCUGGAUGUAUUGCAGUAGCCAAUAGAAGCUGCAUGCCCUCCUGAAGAUUGGUUUACUAUGAAAUGUAACUUUAAAUAAACAUUAUU
Messenger RNA from Hippopotamus amphibius kiboko, 5983 nucleotides. RefSeq names its product Src homology 2 domain containing E (gene SHE). The transcript has 6 exons. Bases 328 to 1836 code for a protein of 502 amino acids. Gene Ontology annotation, molecular function: phosphotyrosine residue binding. NCBI's taxonomy places the organism in Eukaryota, Metazoa, Chordata, Mammalia, Artiodactyla, Hippopotamidae. The record is from RefSeq and is a predicted model, not a curated record.